AUGGUUAGACCUGAGAAAAGGGGUGGCAGAGGUGCUGGUGGCAGUGGAGAAGCCCAAGCACAAGGCCGAUCCCGUGAUACCGCCAUGGCGCCCGUGCAACCUACUCUUGGACCUUCUAGGGAUGAACCAAGAGUGUUCGGGCUUGACAAGUACAACAGUGACAACUUUGCUGAGGGAUCCUUCAAGAUGGAGAAUACAUUUGACUACUAUGACUUGCUAGAGGUGAUGGAAGAAACGGAGAAGCGCCCCGAGAACGACCCGAAAAAGAGCCCGUGGGCGCGGAAGAGUGCACGAGGCUAUCUCCUACUUGGGCAAGCGUUGGGGAGCAGCCAGAUCCGUCACAUCAAGCCAUUCCAGCAUAAAUUAGAGAAGGGACCAAAGGCAUGGGCUGCUCUCAAGGGUGUACACACUCCUACAUCAGCGGCGGUAGUAGUGGUGUUGGAAUGGCAAAUUGCAACACUACGAAUCGAAGAAAAUGAGGCUGUUGAAGAAGGGGUGCAGAAAUUCUUCGACUUGCUGACGUGGCUUGAGGGAGCUGAUCUUAACUAUAGUGGGCUCCAAAACAAUACCAACUCGCUUGCUUUACUUCCGGAGUUAUGGUCCUCGCUCAUCAUCAACCUCAAUCGUGACUUGCCCCGCCUCUCUCUUGAAGACGUGAAGCGAGCAUUCCUUCAAGAGGAUUUCCGCCGCCAUGAGUUGGCGGGUGUGGAUGGCACUGGGGUAGCAAGCAUCGGCCGUGGAUAUGGCCGUGGAAGGGGCAGAGGACGAGGAGGAGGCAGGUUUGAUGGCAGCAACUUCAAUGGAGGCCGAGGGAAUGGCGGUUACGGCAGCGACGACAAGAGCUACGGACGCGGUGAAGAGGGUAGAGGAGCAGGUGGAGGGGGAAGAAGAGGCCGUGGAGGCCGUGGCGGUCGCGGAGGUGGUGCUGCAAAUAUGAAGAGUGGAGACAACGGGAGCGAGUCGAGGGACGAUUGCUUUUCGGGCCAAUUAUUCUUCGUCUCGACGCAAGCACCUGCUGGACCAGAGAUUGUUGAAGGCUUUGAGGAUCCAGAAGCUGUGGGAAAGGUCACCCUAAACUCCCUGGACUUUUGGGUGAUCGAUAGCGGCGCUACCUAUAGCAUGACACUUCACGCCGACUUGCUCACCGAACUCGAACCGUCACCGGUAAAGCAUGUCACAACGGCUCUGGGGCAGCGAGCAGAGGUGAAAGGCAUGGGCAAGGCCAUGUUCAAGGGUGCUGAUGGGAAGAUGGUGGGCCUCAAGAACGUUCUUUGA
Molecule: messenger RNA, 1275 nt
Organism: Closterium sp. Yama58-4
Lineage: Eukaryota; Viridiplantae; Streptophyta; Zygnematophyceae; Desmidiales; Closteriaceae
Source: the annotation of a GenBank genome assembly